UCGAACGUAGUGUGCAAUGUCUGCGAAGUUCCAGUUUAUGUUCUCCUAAACAUAGUACUUAGGAAAGAAAUAAUAUAGUUUCUGUGUACUGAUGUUGCUGCGUUAAUUCAAAAUUGCCACACUUUGAAACAGUCCAAUUGAGGACUAUUGUAGGUCCUUUUGACGUUGUCAAAGAUAUGUCCAGUCUUACUGUCUGAGGGGCGAAUCCAUUAUUUAACAUGGCAUCCUGUCUGAGUGAUAUGUGACUACAGUGUGAUAGUAGUGAUGAAAGUUUUUGUCGAGUGCCGUCUGACAAUCGGUGCUCAGAACUUACAGCAGCAAAGUGAAAUAUUGAUGAACUCAAGCUCUGAACCAAUAAAGUGUACAAUGCAUGUACCUGCAUACAUUAAGAGACGGUCGGGACGACCGUUUAGUGUUAAAUCACAGUUUUUUCGGGGAUUUAGAACAGAAACAAAUCAAGGAAAAUCAUCAAAUGAUUGCAGUAUGUAUACCAACUGUAGCAAAGACACUGGCAGGAUCAUCUAACUCUCACAGAAAUUUAUAUGCUAGGCCAUGAGCAAAAAAAGUAUGAGAAGGCACUCCAGUCUCCCAACCAGAGGUUUGUGUGGGAGCCCAUCUAGAAGCAGCAAACUCUGUGGUGCAUUCUGUCUGCUGAUAAAUGGUGGCGGUCAGUGCACGCGUUCUGGACAAUUCAGUGAGUAUUUGUCGCCAAUGGCUUCUGGGAAAAGUACUGGAAGUAUUGGCAGUGCAUCAUCAUCUUCAACUCCACAGCGUUCUCGACCUACAAAACGUCAGCAUUCAGUGGUGCUAAACGGUGUUGGCGGCUCAUUUGAGGAUAAAAGUAGUGAUUAUUUGUGUCCAGUCUGCUUCGAGCUGAUUGAGGAGGCGCAUAUCACAAGGUGUGGACACACCUUCUGCUACAGGUGCAUAUCAAAGUCAGUUGAAUCCUGUGGACGCUGCCCAAAAUGUGGGUUUUCUCUUAGCAGUCGUGAACAAGUGUUCCCGAACUUUUUGUUGAAUGAGCUGGUCUCAAAAUACAAAUCAAAAGUCAUGGGAACAUCAGAGGCUGGUUUAACACGUGACGCUUCAGGUGAAAGCCUUCUAGGUCCUGAUGGGUUACGUGACUUUGUUGCUACAGAGUCACUGAACCUAACACUGCCAGAUGUAAAUGUUAUUUUGGAAGUGCUGACACAGAGAAAACAUUUAUUAGAGGCGGAAUCAUGUGCAGCUCAAAACAAGCUUUUAUAUGAAUUUCUCACACAUUUACUGCAGCAGAAGGAAGAGCAGUUAAGUCAGCUUACACGGGAAGUUGCUCUUAUUAAGCGGGAUAUAGGAGAAGUUGAGAACAUCUUAAAAGAAGUCCACACCAAAUGCCCCAAGUUGGAGAAAGAACCAUCAACUUCAGGCAGCACAUUGGGUCUGAAAAAGGAAUUGUCUUCUGAAGGCCCAGGGAAACUUAGCAAAGAAGAAAGCAUGAGUGAAGCAAUGGGUCCUGAUGGAUUUACUGGCAGCCAGAAGAACUUGGACAGCUCUGCAACAAGUCUGGCACUGCGCCGGAAACGUAUGCAUGCCCAUUUUGAUGAUUUUGUUCAGUGCUAUUUCAAUUCAAGAGCCAAAGAACUUAUGUUUGGUGGCAGUAUGGACAAAUCAUUUGGAGGCAGUAUGGAUAAAUCAUUUGGAGGCAGUAUGGACAAGUCAUUUGGUGGUAGCAUUGACAGAACAGCAAUGCCAUCAUCAGAAAGCCAAGGUCUGAAUGCAUUUAGAGAAAAUUUAGUGAAAUUUUCCCGGUAUAAUUCUUUACGGCCACUUGCAACCCUAAAUUAUUCAAGCGAUAUCUUUAAUAACUCCACAAUUGUGUCUAGUAUUGAAUUUGAUAAGGACAAUGAGUUUUUUGCCAUUGCUGGAGUCACAAAAAGAAUAAAAGUAUUUGAUUAUGGAGCUGUCAUAAGAGACACAGUGGAUAUUCACUAUCCAUGUGUUGAAAUGGUAUCAAAUUCAAAAAUAUCAUGUGUAAGCUGGAAUUCAUACCACAAAAGCACUCUAGCGAGUAGUGAUUAUGAAGGAACAGUUACUGUGUGGGAUGCUGUCAGUGGGCAGCGUGUUAAAACUUUCCAAGAGCAUGAGAAAAGAUGUUGGAGUGUAGACUUCAAUGAUGUCGAUACCCGACUUAUAGCAUCAGGAUCAGAUGAUGCAAGAGUGAAGCUGUGGUCACUAAACAUUGACCGAUCAGUAGCUUCCCUUGAAGCAAAAGCUAAUGUUUGCUGUGUUAAGUUCAACCCUCGCAGCUCCUGCCAUUUAGCAUUUGGAUCUGCUGACCAUUGUGUACAUUAUUACGAUCUGCGCAAUAUGAAGGAGCCAUUAUCAGUUUUUAAAGGUCAUCGCAAAGCUGUGUCAUAUGUUAAAUUUCUCAACAAGGAAGAGAUUGUAUCUGCAUCAACAGACAGUCAGUUGAAGAUGUGGAAUAUUAAUAAUCCACAUUGUCUGCGGUCAUUUGUUGGUCAUAUUAAUGAAAAGAAUUUUGUAGGUCUAGCAACCGAUGGAGAUUAUGUAGCUUGUGGUUCUGAAAAUAACGCCUUGUAUGUUUAUUACAAAGGACUUACCAAACAGUUGUUCAGUUUUAAGUUUGAUGCUGUUAAGAGUGUUUUGGAAAAAGAUAGAAAAGAAGACGAUGUUAAUGAGUUUGUAUCUGCUGUUUGUUGGAGGCAGCAUUCAAAUAUUGUUGUUGCUGCAAACAGUCAAGGUAUCAUAAAAAUUUUGGAGCUAGUGUGAGGUGUACACAAUUUUUAGUUCCUGAGGGUUUAUUGUGUUGUACCUCAUCCUUUUCAGGGGCAAGUGUUUUUGGUGCUUCCAUUAUUGGAUAAAUUAACAUAGUCACAUUUUGGAGGAUCACUGUAAAAUCCAGCAAUUUGAUAUAAUUUUGCUAGUCAGCAUAAAACGAAGUAAGGAACCAGUGUACUUACAAACUUUUUAGGAUGGGUGCAACUGUAAACCCGUACUCUGUGUACUACCCACACAUAUUGCUCAAUUUUGAUGUACUUUGCAUAACUUGCCUCAUGUUAAUUAAUGCAUUAGUGUUUCGGCUGAAACCGGUAAUUUCGUACAUAUAGAUAUUUGCAAGAGGUUGGAAACCUUUUUGAUUGUGUAGUUUUCACACUCUGUAUUCGUUACCAAGCGUUCAUUAAUAAUAUUUUGGAUGUAAUCCAUUAAACGUAUUGUCUGGUGUAUAUGAACUUUAAUAUAGAUUUUGAAAUGUGUUCUAUGUAUUGUAGUGUGUAUUUAUUUCUUUGUGCAUUUUGAGUUGUAGAAAUAUAUUUAUUUUAUUACACAUUUGUUGUCAAUAAUUCCUCUACCUGAUACAAAGAACUUUUGUGUUUUGCAUGGUUUAUUUUGUGUGUUACCUUCAAGUGUCUUGCAAAGUCUGCUGCCUGCCCCCCUUUCCCUCUCACUCUCUCAGCACUAUCAUGAUUAAUGGAAUGUUUAUUUUGCAGAUUUAUCACAGUUUCAAAAGUUAUGCAAAAGAUGUAGUGCUAUGUAUGUAUUUCUGAAUAUCUAGAUUUUUCUGCAUUAAAAUAUAUGUCAUUGUUUGAGACAAAUACCAUUGGUUUUUACAGAUAAGUGAUAAGGUGACUUGAUGAGUUUUCGUUUAUAAGUACUUCAUGUUGUAAGUUCUCUCUCUCUCUCUCUCUCUCUCUCUCUCUCUCUCUCUCUCUCUCUCUCUCUCUCUCUCACACACACACACACACACACACACACACACACACACACACACAAAAUAAGUGCUUCACAGUGAGGGUUACACCAUACUAUUUCAGUCAUAGAAUUUGUGCCAUGAUUGCUGUACUUUUUGCCAUGAUUAUUGUACUUUUUUAAAGUAGUUCAGCAGAAAUAAAUGAAAUGGUUGUGCACAACAUUCUUAAUUCUUAUCUUAGUACAUUUUUGUGCUCUUCCAAAAUGGUACGAUUUUAUCAUCCUGCACAUGUGGAAUAAGGAAGCUUAUCUGUAAUACACAAAUAUUUGUUUCAAACUUUCUGCUUCUAGAUGUUUAUUCUAUACAGUAUUUUCCUUGAAAUA
Molecule: messenger RNA, 4071 nt
Organism: Schistocerca cancellata (South American locust)
Lineage: Eukaryota; Metazoa; Arthropoda; Insecta; Orthoptera; Acrididae
Product: E3 ubiquitin-protein ligase COP1-like
Exons: 3
Coding region: 553-2769 (738 amino acids)
Biological process (GO): proteasome-mediated ubiquitin-dependent protein catabolic process
Molecular function (GO): protein binding; ubiquitin protein ligase activity
Source: RefSeq, a predicted model, not a curated record